ACGGGCUGCGGCCGGUCACCCCGCCGACGGGCGCCGCGGAAUCUAUACUAGAGCACUGAGCACACGAACGGAUGAAUAGGAGCACGAGAAGAGAAGUAGAGAACUGCAACGGGAGGAGGGGAGAGAGAAAAAAAUUGCAGCAGCAGUAAGAUCUUAGCUACAAAUAUUUGAAGAUCUUUGUCGGUGAUUUCUAGUUAUGUUCCCUGCUUUUAUCUGAGAUUCUUUGAGGUGAUGACGGAUGCCAACUCAUCAUUCUCCGGAGGUGCAAAGUUGCAGCCAAGCACAAGCAUGAAUACUGAUUCAUUCAUGCGUGUUCCAGCCUCCCCAAUAUCAUUUUCAUCAAAUAACAUCUCUGGCUCUUCAGUCAUUGAUGGUUCAAUUGUGCAGCAAAGUCCACCCCAAGACCAGGUGCAAAAGCGGAGGUCUUCAAGUGUAACAUCACAUCCUAUGAUUGAGGCUGGUGGUGCAUUGCAUCCUCAAAAGAAAUCAAGAAUUGAUGUUAGGCAAGAUGAUAUACUACAGCAUCAGCUGAUUCAGCAGCUGCUCCAUGGUGAGAGUUCUCUGCAUCUUCAGGGGCAACAGAACCCACAGCUUCAAGCUUUGCUCCAGCAGCAUAAACUGGCACAGAUGCAGCAGCGGCAGCAGCAGCAGCAGCAGUUGUUGCAACCAUUUGCUCAGAUACAACAGUCUCAAAUUGGCAUCCCUCGUCAGCCUCAGCUUAGACCACCACUAGCACAGCCUGGAAUGCAGCUAGCUGGACCUAUUAGGACUCCUGUCGACAGUGGGCUUUGUUCCCGCAGGCUAUUGCAGUAUUUGUAUCACAAGCGUCAUCGUCCAGAGAAUAAUACCAUAACAUACUGGAGGAAGCUUGUUGAGGAAUAUUUUGCACCACGAGCAAGAGAAAGAUGGUGUGUCUCUUCUUAUGAAAAGAGACCAAAUGGUUCAGUUUCUACUCCGCAAACAGCUCUGGAUUCGUGGCGGUGUGACAUUUGCAAUACACAUGGUGGGAAAGGAUAUGAGGCUACAUAUGAAGUGCUUCCUAGACUGUGUCAAAUCAGAUUUGAUCAUGGCGUUAUAGAUGAAUACCUAUUCCUCGACAUGCCCAAUGAAUUCCGGUUGCCUAAUGGAUUAAUGCUGCUGGAGCAUAAAAAAGUUGUUCAAAAGAGUGUUUAUGAGCAUCUACAUGUUACACAUGAGGGGCAUCUGAGAAUUAUAUUCACACCAGAAUUAAAGAUAAUGUCCUGGGAGUUCUGUUCACGGCGACAUGAAGAGUAUAUCACCCGCAGGGUUCUGGCACCACAGGUCAAUAAUCUGCUACAAGUUGCCCAGAGAUACCAAGCUGCUACUAGUGGAAGUGGUCCUGCAAGGGUUUCAAAUGAUGAAGCACAAACCAUUUGCGACAUGUUUGUGACUGCAUCGCGGCAACUAGCGAGGAAUCUGGAGCACCACACCUUGAAUGAACAUGGUCUUUCUAAACGAUAUGUUCGCUGCCUACAGAUAUCGGAGGUGGUGAAUCAUAUGAAGGACUUGAUUGAGUUCACUAACAAGAACAAUCUUGGCCCUAUAGAGGGCCUGAAGAAUUAUCCGAAACCAAAUGUACCAAAGCUUCCAGGACAGAAUACGCAAGAGGCAAAACACAUAAUGGCUGCUGCUGGCCUUCCCAAUGACCAGAACACCACCAAAGUCAUGGGUCUCAAACAAGAAAUAAGCGCUCAUGUGGACAACGGAACUUCUGGUGUUGGAGCUGUUGGUAAUAGUACUCCACAAAAUGCUACAGCACUAAACAGUUACCAGAAUAUACUCAGAAGCUCCAGUGCAAAUCAGAGCCUGAUACAGCAGGAGGCAUCGAGUGUCUUCAAAGGUUCUGCAGCGAUGCACAAUGGAAUACAGCUGGAAGCAUCUAGAUCGUUCCAUGCACCUAACCAAGCGCACCUUGCACAAUUCCAACGUUCUGCGUCAUUUCAGCAUCCAAUGCCCCAGCAUAACAAUCUUCAGGGCAUGGGAAUGCAAAAUAAUCUCCAGGGCUUGGGAAUGCAUAGUAAUCUUCAGGGCUUGGGAGUGCAAAAUAAUCUGCAGGGUGUGAACCCACAAUACCAGCAGCAUGUUUUAAAUCAGCUGCUUCAAGAAGUUAAGAACACUAACAACCAUGCUUUGGUGCAGCAACCACCUCCAGCCAACCCUAAUGUAAACAGUGGUCUCGCAUCCGGAGCUGCUAACACCAACAGUGCUGCUACUGGAGAGCAGACUCAGCAUAUCAAUAACAGCACCGUAAAGGGUGCAGCUACAAUCGGCACCGGGCCGAGCAAUGUGAUCAACAACAGCACAGCCAGCAUCGUCCCCAGCAGAAGUAACAGUUUCAAGUCGGUAAGCAGCAACCCAGCUGCUGCUACUGGAGGCAGCAAUGCUGCGACUUCCAAGGCUGAGCCCUUCCAUGAAUUAGAUGAUCUCGACCAUCUCAUUUCCAAUGAACUGGCGGAAAGCGGGCUGUUCAUGGCAGACCAAGGCGGCAGCGGCUUCUCGUGGAACAUGUGACAAGAGUACAUAGACGUCUCACUGCUCUGUGAGCUUCACUGUAAGCGAUGAGCAAUAGCCUGCUUUGAUGCUAGUGUGGAAGCUAGCGAGUGGUGGUGGUGGAAAGUUACCCUAGAUGCAAGUUUCUCUUUCUUUUUCUUAUAUAUUUUUUUAGUUUUUUAUUACCGUUUCGGACUGUUGUGAGUUGUGACCGUGCUCUGAUGUUAACUUCAGAUGUCAGCUGGAUCUGUUGUGGGGAUGUGAGAGCAGUAACCGGUAGUUAUUGGAAUAUAUUGUUGUCGUGCAAUCGAAUGUAUUGCUGUGAUUUCUCAUCAUCUCACCCCAAACAAA
This is a messenger RNA of Panicum hallii, 2862 nucleotides long. Its product is annotated as probable transcriptional regulator SLK2. Gene Ontology annotation, biological process: positive regulation of transcription by RNA polymerase II; negative regulation of transcription by RNA polymerase II. Gene Ontology annotation, cellular component: transcription regulator complex; nucleus. The transcript has 10 exons. The record is from RefSeq and is a predicted model, not a curated record. The coding region runs from base 232 to 2532 and encodes 766 amino acids. Lineage: Eukaryota; Viridiplantae; Streptophyta; Magnoliopsida; Poales; Poaceae.